GUUUGAAUGAACUUUUCGAUUACCACCUCCCUGGACUGAUUAAAUUUUUGACAGAAAUGUCAUUACCGAAAAAUAUUGCAAACAAUACAUUUAACUGGUGUUAAUUACAAAUUGGUUCGGAUAUAAUAAUAUAAAAUGGUGUUUUACAGAAAGAUGUGAAUUUAAAGUUUCCAUUGUUGCGAUUUGCUGGGUAUAUAUUAUUUCUAACCUAAAAUGUUUCAAUAAUUAAAAAGUAAUCAAACAAUAGAAUGAUGGAGAAAACAGAUAUUGAAAUAAAAUAUCAAAAACUAGCUACAGAAUACUCGAAAGUGAGAUCUCAAGCAACUGUUCUCAAGAAGGCACUUCUUGAUGAGCAAGCUAAGAAUAUUCAACUGAAUGAAACUAUUAAGAAACAUGAACAGAAGAUCAGGAAACAUGAUCAAGAAAUGGAGAGUCUUACCUUUCGUAAUGAACAGUUAACAAAACGAAUUUCUGUGUUACAACAAGAAUUACAACAAAGCAGUCAUGGGAAGAAAAGUAAGGCAAAAGCUGCUGAUACUAUACCUUUGAAUACAGAUAUUAGUUUGUUGAAUGAGGAGUUGCAAAAGAAAAUAAUUGAAAAUGCACAACUAUGCAGCACUAUGCAUGAUAAAAACUUUGAAUUGUCAGAAUGUAAAGAGAAGAUUGAAUGGCUUGAGAAGAAAAUGGAAGAACUUCAAGCCAAUUAUGAAAAAUCUGAGACCAAGAAUAGAGAGGAAGUGGACAAACUAAAAAAUGAUAAAAUUCUUUUGCAAAGAAAAAUGAAUGAAAUGUCCUCUGAAAAAUCCAUAUCAAAUGGUGAAAUUAGUAACUGUGAUAAAGCCAAUCUUCAUGAAGAACAUAUUCGUGUGUUAAAUGAAGAGAUAGACAGAUGGAAAACUGAAUGUGAAGUUUUAAGGUCUAGGCCUAAUACUAAUGAUCAAUUAAUAGAAUACUAUGAAAAACAAAUAACUGAAUUAGUAGAGGCAAAAAGUGCAGCUUUGUCAGAAACUCAGUCAUUUUUAGCUGAAAAUAAUUCAUUGAAUGCAAGAUUGGAAUCUCACAUAUUAAGCCUCAGCACUUUAGAAAGUGUUACAAACAAAACCAUUGAAGAACUGACCACAUCAAAUGAUAAUUACAAGGCGCAACUUGAUGCUUUAACAGAACACUUGGCUGCCCAAAAUGAGAAGAUUACAAAACAGUGUGAUGAAAUAGAAAUAUUAAAACAUAAAUUAACACAGAAAAAGUAACAUUCCAUUGUUUUCUAAUCUACAUAAAAAAUUUAAAGAAUUACUAUAUUCUUUUCUUUCUAUAUACAAAAUAACUUUUUAUUUCUAUAAUAUAUAUGACUGUUUUAAUAAAGAUAUUGUAAGAUUAAAA
Molecule: messenger RNA, 1377 nt
Organism: Aethina tumida (small hive beetle)
Lineage: Eukaryota; Metazoa; Arthropoda; Insecta; Coleoptera; Nitidulidae
Product: protein phosphatase 1 regulatory subunit 21
Exons: 4
Coding region: 249-1247 (332 amino acids)
Cellular component (GO): membrane; early endosome
Source: RefSeq, a predicted model, not a curated record